Molecule: messenger RNA, 696 nt
Organism: Aethina tumida (small hive beetle)
Lineage: Eukaryota; Metazoa; Arthropoda; Insecta; Coleoptera; Nitidulidae
Exons: 4
Coding region: 1-636 (211 amino acids)
Source: RefSeq, a predicted model, not a curated record
AUGGUCUCAAUUAGGUUGUCGCUUUUUAUUGUUGCCGCGUUUGCGGUAACACAGAUCGCAGGCCACGGUAUGAUGCUGGAGCCACCCAAUCGCAGUUCCUUGUGGAGGUACAACGACAGCUUACCACACAACUAUGAGGACAAUCAAAAUUUUUGUGGUGGAUUCGACGUACAAUGGACGCUGAAUGAAGGCAGAUGUGGAGUCUGUGGAGAUCCCGUAACCGAUCCUCAUCCUCAGGCUAACGAGAAUACUGGCACGUAUGGCAAUGGAUAUGUUGUGAGAACGUAUCAGGCAGGAAGUACAAUUGAUGUUUCCAUAUUGCUCACCGCCAAUCAUCUGGGAACGUUUUCCUAUAGUUUGUGUGUAUUGAAUGAUCCCAACGCUUCCGAGUCUGGCGAAAAUUGUUUCCAGAAAUUGCUUCUCGAAGAUGGUUCAGAAAAAUAUACCGUGCUUGCCAACGACUACGAUGUUAGGAACCGUGUAGUUUUGCCUCAAAAUCUGACAUGUGAAAGAUGUGUCCUAAGAUGGCAUUACAACACUGGAAACAGUUGGGGCACUUGCGAGGACGGUACUGGUGCUAUUGGGUGCGGACCCCAAGAAACUUUCCGUUCUUGUGCCGAUAUUGCAAUUGUCUAAAAAUAUCUUUUCCUACGUUAUUUGAAUAAAACAGAGAAAUAAAUAAUACUAUAUAAAAUU